Molecule: messenger RNA, 4159 nt
Organism: Oryzias melastigma (Indian medaka)
Lineage: Eukaryota; Metazoa; Chordata; Actinopteri; Beloniformes; Adrianichthyidae
Gene: anln2
Exons: 21
Coding region: 46-3294 (1082 amino acids)
Biological process (GO): actomyosin contractile ring assembly; mitotic cytokinesis; septin ring organization
Cellular component (GO): actomyosin contractile ring
Source: RefSeq, a predicted model, not a curated record
UGUGUUUUUUAAAUAAAUGGAGCUGAUGGAGAAUUCACCCAAAGAAUGGAGCGAUUCAAGGCGCCAGCUCUGCAGGCCACUCCCACCAAAACCCCGAGCCCGGCCGGCUCCGACCAGAGAUCCUGCUCCAGUUUAGUGUCUGACAUUCAGCAUAAACUCCAGAGCACAACAACACCCAGCAGCAAGCAGGCUUCUCGCAUUCGCCAGGAACGAGAGCUGGAAUUAAACCAGCUGCCCUUCAAUCCAAUCAGGGAGAAUGCCUUGCUGAAGAGAAGCAGCUCUGAUUCCUCGUUGACUCAGCAGGCAGCAAGGACCCCCCCUGGCUCCUCCUUGUUGGCCCCUUCUUUUAAAAGGAGAGUUGUUUGGCCUCCCACACAGUCCUGGGAUGUCCAAGGAGAUGCUGACGUGACAGAUGGCAGUUUUGUUGAAGCGUCUACAUCUGAUGCAGCGAAACCUUCAAAUAUGACAGCAGGUGAGAAGACGCCAUUUGAGCCUGGCAGACCUGCUGCCUCGGCAGCAUUUGGGCUUUUUGGUGAAGCCCAGGAUACAAAUGUUCAUCGUGGUGAGAACGUGGAGAAAGACCACGCCACAUCUUCAGUCAAAGACGAAGAGCAGCGGGUUUCUGAAGAACCAAGUCAGACCGUCCUGGAGCUGGUUUUUAGUGACACUACUUCAUCUGAAUUCACCUCUUUAGACAAACUUGAUAAAGAAGAAGUUUCCAAAUUAACUGAAAAUGAGAGCUCAGAGGUGUUUGAGAAAGAUGAAACUAUGGAGGAUUCUUCGCUUGAGGACGAGCAGAUUGAACCCUCCACAGAUGAAGAGCUAAAGAUGUGGAGAUAUCCUCAAGACCAUUUAUUGGCAGAAGAUCAGACCAAUGAAGACAACACGAAUGACAAAGAACUCGAGUCCUACAAAGUGGGAAAAGGAGAAUUCCAUCCAACAGAUCUGGAUGAACCUGCUGACGUUAAAACGGAAGAACGGAGUUCUCCUGCAGAUGUUUCUGCAAAGAUUUCUGAGUUUUCUGAGAGCCGGGAUGAUGACGAAUUCAAACCAAAGGAGGAAGACUCUUUGAAAGAGGAAUCACAUUUCAGGAUGGAGCGUGAUGAAGAAAGCUGCUCAGGUGUUGCAGGGGAUUUUGCUAUUAAACAAGAGUCAGAAGGAAGCGUUCCUCAUGGAUCUGGGCAGACUGAACGGAACAAGAAAAGCCAGACGUUUGGAGAUGGGACUCAGACAAAGAAAACAGAACUCGACGAUGGAUCUAAACUGAAGGAUCAGACUGAAUCUCCAAAAUAUGAUGGAGUUCAAGCUUUAACCGAAACAUCAGACCCUGAGAAAAGAGCAGAAAAAUCUGUUUGUGGAGAGCAGGGAGUUAAAGAGGAGACUACAGAAAGUGGGGAGGUGGAGGGGAAGGGAGCCUCAAAGAAAGUCACCUUUGUGUUGGAGCCUGAGCUGAUCCAGAGCUCGGAUCUGUCUGAGAGCGACACCUCGAUCCAGUCCGGAGCAGAUUCAAGCCUGUCAGAUUUUGAACUGAGCUCUCACGACGAGACCAACACAGCUGAAAUGAUCGACCAAAUGUUUGAGGAGGUGCUGGAAUAUGCCGGGAGGGUGGAGAAGGAGACGCAUGGAGACGCAGAAGAUUGUGACAGUGGAGCUGAUCCGUGCUCCGAGAGUCGGGUGGAGACAGAGGAGAAAAACGACGAUGUUCAGGCGGCAGAAGAAGAAGACGAGUUGCUGAAUUUCCCUCCAACUGGAAUCCUGUCUCCCCUCAGCAAGUCUGUGGAGGCCGUGGUCACCCCGCUGCGCCUGGGUGCAGAAUCAAAUCCUUCCUCGUUGCUCCUGAGCCCCGAGGAGACCAGCACUCCUACUGAAUCUGCUCCUCUGUACAGUGUUGAUGCGUACCGCACACAAAGACAGAGCAAGCUUCCUGCCAUCCAGAGCGUGACUCCUGCGCUGCAGAGACGAGCUGCAGAGACUUCCAAACCUCAACCGGCUGCAAACACCAAGGAAGAGAUUGCUGCUCUCAAUGAGGAGGCGGGCAAACUGCAGACUGUGAUCAAUCAAACCCUGCAAGCUCUGAGCUGCUGCACUGACGAGGACCACGGGCGAGGCUCGCUGGAGGAGGCUGAAGCGGAGAAGCUGCUGCUGGUUUCCAGUGAGAAACGUUCGGCUCUGCUGGCAGAAGUGGCCCGGCUGAGGCAGGAGAGGAGUUCAGUGUCUGAGGAGGCAGCAAAGGAGGACAGCGACUACAUUUCCCAGCAGCCCUGCAGAGGAACUGUCCACAUCACCAACAUCCAGCUGCCGCUGAAGGUGGAGUUUGUCUGUUCGUCCCAGAGCCGAGCAGGUCGACCGAGUCAUUACUUCUUUGUCCUGAUCCACUCUGGGCCCUACAACAUCGUCGCCACGCCGCUGGCCACCGCUGCCGACGCUCAUAAUGGAGACACCAUCUCCUUCCCCACGUCCGUCACGCUGAAAGAUAUUCGCUCGUCUUUUGAGAUUGACGUUGAGGUCUACAGUCUGUCCUGCAGUUCUGGUACCAUCUCCAACUCCACUACGGAUCGGGCCAACACAAAGUCUAGAGUCACACCAAGGAAACUCCUGAACACAAUCACUAGAUCCAGUAACACUUUGUCAGGCGCCGCUCCCAUCAAUCUCGGUGCUCGCCGCUCCAGCAGCUUCUGUCUGGUGGGCUCCCAUAAGAUCACACUGGCCUCUCUUGGACAAAGCAAAUUCCCUCUGGAUAAGAUGAAAUUUGAAGGCAAAGUCAGGAAGUUGCUGGGAGAUGAAUUUCAGCAAAAGGUUCCCUUCCUGUCUCCUCUAGAGGGCAGUAUCUAUAUGCGGCUGAGGAGCGAGAGUCACUCCAGUAUUCAUCACCAUGGCUUCCUGACUAUGUUUGAGUUGAUCAGUGGAUUUGGAUCGUGGCAUCGCCGCUAUUUCGUCCUGGAGGGAUGUAGCCUGUCGUACUGGAACAGCCCGACGGACCGCGAGAACAAGGCAGCAGAAGGCGUCAUUUCUCUGUCUGGGGCUCCCAGUCGGUGUGUCAGACCCGUCAAGAGGGACUCGUGUGCUCGACCUUUCACCUUUGAACUGGUGAGCAGCAUGUCAAAGCAGGAGGAGAGCAGCCAGGAAAUAAUGUCCAAGUGCUGGUUCUCUGCCGACACCAGAGAGGAGAGGCUGGACUGGAUGGAGAAGCUGAACCAAGCUCUGUUGGACUUUCAAACCUGGAACCAAAGCCAGUCUGGAAGUCAUCCGUCGAGCUCCUGCAGCACUGGAAACCUGAGGGAAAGUAUGCUGUGAUUCUGUCGGUGUGGAUCUGCAGAUCGGUGUGGAUCUGCAGCAGCUCAGGCUGUUCCUACAAACUCAUCUCAUGUUCAGUCACAAGGGAAAGAUCUGUUUUUUUCUUUUUAACCAGAUUCCUAUCAUUUUCUUUUAUUUUGAAACUGGUAAUAUUUUAAUUGAAUCCUUUUUUCCUGUUGAAGAAAGUUUUAAGCUUUUUUUCUUGUAUAUUUUCUGUUCCUUCUUUGGCAUUUGGUCUCUUUCCAUCAGGAGAGUGAAGCACUUUGGGCUCAUUUACUCAAAUUUACAUCUCUAUCCUUUUAUUUUUGAAUUUUUCUUUGAGGUGGAAAGAAAAAUCCAAAUAUAAAGUCUGCUAAACCUGCUCUGACAGAACUUCCAAAACACUACAAAAUGUCAGUUCUUUAGUUCUGCUCACCAGCAAAUGGGAGUUUAUUUGUUGUUUGUUUUGAAGGCAAUGACAGACGACAGUUUUUGAUCUUUUUGUUUAAUUUAAUGACUUUAUGGUUUAAUCGGUUUGUUGUUUACACCCAUGUUUGCUUCUGUCUUUGUCACUUUUUGACUUUCUUGUGAAGUCGGCUGUAGAAACAAAAGUGCAUUAAUUUGAAUGUAUUGAAGGACAGGCUUUCUCACAUUAAUAUAACGUUUAUUCUAAUCUAUCUUUCCAUUAGUGUUGUGAAAGGAUAAAUCAUCUGUUUCAGCUGUCACAUUAGCGCGGAAUAUGAAAACAAAAAUGUUUCGUCUUUUACAAAAGUAAAUGUGUGAAGCUCACUGCUGAGUGAGUUUAUUAUCUGUGCUGCUGGUUCUGCAGGCUCUCUCUAUGCACUUAAUGGAAUUUAUCAAUAAAGCAAAAUUUAAAGGCUGGUCA